GAAAUGUGUUCUUUUCGAGUGAAAUGUUGGUUGAGGUUUUGAUUUAAAUAUGUUAUUUUAAAGUUAUUCGUGAAACAUUGCUGAUUAUUCAUUCGCUUAAUUACAAAAUGUCUUUCUAUGGUCAAAGUGGUUCACAAGCUUCAGGAACAAAUCACAGACGAACAUGGGAUGAAAAAGAAUACUCCUUGGCUGCGCAACAGCGUUUGCUCGAUGAGAAGGAAGCUGAAGAUAUUCGACUUGGAAAGAAAAAGAAAGAUGAACCGAAGGUUAAACGAGAGAUGUUACAAGCGAGAGAAUAUAAGGUCGACUUGGAUUCGAAAGUUGGAAAAUCUGUAGUCAUCACUAAGGCAACGCCGUCGGCGGAAACUGGAGGAUUCUAUUGUGACGUUUGCGAUUGCGUCGUGAAAGAUUCCAUCAACUUUUUGGAUCACAUUAAUGGAAAAAAUCAUCAAAGAAACAUCGGAAUGUCUAUGAAAACUAAAAAGAGCACAGUUGCUGAUGUCAGAGAACGAUUCAAAUUAAUGAAAGAUAAAAAAGAAAGAGAAAAGAAAGAGGCACAAGUGGAACAGUUGCUAGAGGAUGUUCAAGAAGAAGAGGCGAGAAUGGCUGAUUUCAAAAAGGACAAGAAAACAGACAACAGAAAACGAAAGAGGGACACCAGAAAAGAUGAAGAAGAAGACGACGACGAAGACGAUAGCGGACUUGAUCCUGAAAUUCGCGCAAUGAUGGGCUUUUCUGGAUUUUCCACCAGUAAACGAUGAUUAUCAAAAAUAUGAUCUCAUUUUUAUACAUAAUAAAAUUCAUUGACGUU
Caenorhabditis elegans is the source of this 811-nucleotide messenger RNA. RefSeq names its product Putative zinc finger matrin-type protein snu-23 (gene snu-23). Gene Ontology annotation, cellular component: spliceosomal complex; nucleus. Bases 108 to 761 code for a protein of 217 amino acids. The transcript has 4 exons. Gene Ontology annotation, molecular function: zinc ion binding; nucleic acid binding. Lineage: Eukaryota; Metazoa; Nematoda; Chromadorea; Rhabditida; Rhabditidae. The record is from RefSeq and is marked reviewed. Gene Ontology annotation, biological process: mRNA splicing, via spliceosome.